UGAAAAAUUUGAAAUUAUCAAGCACUAUAUCAUCUCUCUCUUUCAUGUUCUGUGUAUCUCUCUGAUUCUGUCUCUCUCGGUUGUGCUUGCUCGAAGAGCUUCUGAGGGCAAGCUUCUCCAUCCAUGGAUGCAUCAUCUCGGAUCGACAUCUUUGAGAUUUAUCGAAGAUACUGUGACAUAAGAUCAGGACAUGCAUAUGUUGUUGGGGAAGAAGGUUACAGGCAACACAGUGACUUUCACAAGGCUAAGGUCUCCAGGGAGGCACUGACUCAGCUCUCAAAAUUGGUGGAGUCCAGAGUUAGUACAGGGGUAACAAUUUUUGAUGAACUUUCAAUGCUCAUGUCACGGCUUGACUUGAUGGUGGACUUUUCAGCGUUCUCCCGGUUCUAUGAGUUUGUAUUCUUUAUGUGUCGCGAAAAUGGUCAGAAGAACAUCACUGUUAGCAGGGCAGUAACUGCAUGGAAAUUAGUUCUUGCUGGGCGGUUUCCACUGCUUCAUCAAUGGUGUGAAUUUGUUGAGAAAAAUCAACGAUACAACAUCUCGGAGGAUACCUGGCAGCAGGUUCUAGCUUUCACCUGGUGCACACGCGAUAAUCUGGAAGCCUAUGAUCCUGAAGGUGCUUGGCCUGUUUUAAUAGAUGAUUUUGUCGAGCAUAUGUACAGGAUACAAGGAUCAUAUUAUGAUUAUUCCAACUUUCGCUGCAACUGUGGUGAUACAGAAUCCCAGUCAUGUGUUCUUGAGGAUCCACUUCCUGGACUGAGAAGUGUUUCUGUUCUCAAGAGGAAGUUACCUGAGGAGACAUCAAACAAUGAUAUGGAGCACUCUAGUGCAUCUGAUGAGUUGAUUUCUUCAAAUUGCAAGAGAAGUAGAGCUCAUGGGGCAGUAGAUUGGGAGGACCAUGAUCCACUAGGGAACACAUCAGAGGACUGCAUGGAAACUAGCAGGCAAAAUAGCCCCUUGUGUUCAUCCAAGUCCCAAUGUGCAGUUGAAGGUUGUCUUUCAAAGGGGUUUGCAGGGCUGCUCUCAACUCGGUCCUUUGUGCAGUUUGGUAGAGAGAGGAGGGCUUCCUUUAGAUGAAGGAUCUGUCAUAGUAAAGGUAUACAAAUUUCUUGUUAGUUGGUCUGUUGGUGAAUGGGCUAUAACUAUGUAAUUCUAGUUUCUCAUUUUUUUGUGGCAUUGUAAUAUUUUGUUGGUGAGUGCUAAUUAACUAUCCAUUGCUAUUUUGAUAAAAUCAAUAAAUGUAUUUUACUGUUUC
This is a messenger RNA of Lotus japonicus, 1255 nucleotides long. Its product is annotated as defective in cullin neddylation protein AAR3. The transcript has 9 exons. Bases 124 to 1077 code for a protein of 317 amino acids. Gene Ontology annotation, molecular function: ubiquitin conjugating enzyme binding; ubiquitin-like protein binding; cullin family protein binding. The record is from RefSeq and is a predicted model, not a curated record. Gene Ontology annotation, biological process: protein neddylation; positive regulation of ubiquitin-protein transferase activity. Gene Ontology annotation, cellular component: ubiquitin ligase complex. Lineage: Eukaryota; Viridiplantae; Streptophyta; Magnoliopsida; Fabales; Fabaceae.